AUGUUGAAAAUAUUCCUACAAACUUCAUUGGCACAGACUUUGGCAGGGAUUUUUUCAUUCGCUGCUAUUUUUAUCACUGGCUGGCAGAUAUUCUCUCAUCUGUACUACUACACCUGUCCAAACGAACAGAGGUGGAUAGUCAGGGUCCUCUUGAUCGUACCCAUAUAUGCAUUUGACUCCUGGCUGAGCUUGUUGUUCUUCAGCCAUGAAGAGUUUUAUGUCUAUCUUAAUACUAUUAGAGAUUGCUAUGAAGCUCUAGUCAUUUACAGUUUUCUAAGCCUCUGCUAUGAAUAUCUCGGUGGGGAGAGUUCCAUAAUGGCUGAGAUACAUGGAAAACUUAUAAGAUCCGGCCUCUGUAGAUGUUCCUGCUGCUUCAUAGGCCACCAAUAUACCAUUGGUUUCUUGAGGUUUUGCAAGAGGGCUACAUUACAAUUCUGCAUUGUGAAGCCUUUGAUGGCCAUUAUAACGCUGAUACUCCAGCCUCUUGGCCAUUACAAGGAUGGAGAUUUUUCCGUGCACAGCGGCUACUUGUACAUCACUAUAGUGUACAACAUCAGCGCUAGCCUGGCCCUCUACGCCCUACUGCUCUUCUACGAGUCGAUCUCUGAACUUUUGACCUCGCAUGACCCCGUCCUCAAGUUUCUGGCCGUUAAAUCUGUGGUUUUUUUGUCGUUUUGGCAAGGCAUGCUACUGGCCAUCCUGGAGAAAGCAGGCUUCAUAAGCCCUGUCUUCUCGGAUGAAGGCAAAUUGGCAAUUGGCACUGGAACAGUAGCAGCUGGGUAUCAGAAUUUCAUCUGCUGCCUGGAGAUGGUGCUGGCUGCCCUUCUCUACAAGAGGGCCUUCCCCGUUGAAAAAUAUUCAGCUUCUGUUCUCAGCAACAGGACAGUUUCUCUUCAGAGCAUUUCUAGCAACCUCAAAGAAACCAUGAAUCCGAGAGACAUUAUGGCUGAUGCGGUACACAACUUCCACCCAAACUACCAGCACUACACCCAGCACGAACCAUCCGGUCAUGAUAAUAGUAGCGGUAGCCGCGAUGGUGGCUACGACAGUAGCAUUGGUGGCCGCGGUGGUUAUGAUGGUGGUAUCGGUAGUCGCGGGGGUGCAACUAGUAUUCGGGGAUAUUUCAGCAAGUAA
This is a messenger RNA of Helobdella robusta, 1134 nucleotides long. RefSeq lists its product as hypothetical. NCBI's taxonomy places the organism in Eukaryota, Metazoa, Annelida, Clitellata, Rhynchobdellida, Glossiphoniidae. The coding region runs from base 1 to 1134 and encodes 377 amino acids. The transcript has 9 exons. Gene Ontology annotation, biological process: transport. The record is from RefSeq and is a predicted model, not a curated record. Gene Ontology annotation, molecular function: transporter activity.